Conger conger (European conger) is the source of this 795-nucleotide messenger RNA. It is a transcript of the gene mrpl35, whose product is annotated as mitochondrial ribosomal protein L35. Lineage: Eukaryota; Metazoa; Chordata; Actinopteri; Anguilliformes; Congridae. The transcript is spliced from 4 exons. The coding region runs from base 95 to 655 and encodes 186 amino acids. Gene Ontology annotation, molecular function: structural constituent of ribosome. Gene Ontology annotation, biological process: translation. Gene Ontology annotation, cellular component: ribosome; mitochondrion. The record is from RefSeq and is a predicted model, not a curated record.
UAACAGCCGUUAAACCUCACUAAAGAAGAAGAGCAAGAAGAACAAGAACGAAUGAGACACCGUAGUACAGUAGAGGUCAGUGUGGAUCGGGAACAUGGCGACGAACUUGGUGAAGCUGUCAGGUCUGCUCAGAUCAGCUCUGGGUACCGGGAUGAAGGUUUCUGUUUGCCGAGAUGCGACCAAAGCAGGUCCGCUGUACCGCCUCUUCUCCACUCCACGUCCCAGGCAGGAGGUUCCAAAUCCAGCGCAAAUCCGCACAUUUCGGACCCAGCUGUCACCGGCUAACAUCAAUCUCGCGCCCUGCUACAAUAUCCUCCAAAGGAUACAGCCCCUGCUGCCCAGCUUGGCAUCACAGCCUAUCAGAAGCCUUACCUACUACAGUAUAAAACGUGGGAAGAGGAAGACUGUGAAAUCAGUGGUGAAGCGGUUCCUGCGUCUGCACUGCGGCUUGUGGUUGAGGAGAAAGUCUGGGUACAAGAAGAAGCUGUGGAAAAAAUUGCCAGCCAGAAGAAGGCGCCUGAGGCAGCAUGUGUUCUGCAACAGAACGCAGAGCAAACUUCUAGACAAAAUGACUACAUCUUUCUGGAAGAGGAGGAACUGGUACCUCAAUGAUCCCUAUCAGAAGUACCAUGAUCGCACUAACCUCAAAGUAUAAAAUAUUCAGUCACCCCUAUUAGAAAUACUGUGAUAAUACCAAUCUCUCCUGAACUCUCCAGGCUCCAGAAAGCAGUAGAAAUCCCUUCUGUUCCCCCUAUUGUAUUGAACAUUUAAAUAAAUUAACAAUGUGGAUUUUCA